Messenger RNA from Paramecium pentaurelia, 702 nucleotides. NCBI's taxonomy places the organism in Eukaryota, Ciliophora, Oligohymenophorea, Peniculida, Parameciidae. The record is from the annotation of a GenBank genome assembly.
AUGUAACCUUACUAUGAUAAAGACACUGAUGAUGAAUGUAAAUUUAAUAAAAAUCCUAUCUUAGUUUCUGAUAAUACUUCACUUGAAGGAAUGAAUUAUAGACCACAAACAGCUCCACCAAGUCCAAUUACAGAACUUGAAGAAUUCAAAAGGUUUUUGAUCCAAUCAUAUUAUAGAUAACGCGAAUUUUAUAUUUUGGAAAAAGCUUAACAUUACUAAAAUUAAUUAAUUUAAAGAGAUUUACAUAAAUAUGAUCUAGAUAAUCCUGAAGGUUAACGAAGUUGUAAAAAAUACUUAAAAACAUUGGAGGAAAUCUGUAUUGUAUUUAUUUACUUUAAAUAUUCUUUUUAGAUUUAUUAAGUGAAAACUUUAUCAAGAGAAUACAGAAAUUCAUUUUCAAAAGCUUAUAAGAUAUUAUAUAAGGAAGAUAGAUUAUGUUAUCUUACUGAAAUAUUAGAUAGUGCAUAAGAAGGUUUAUUUAAAAAAAUAUUUAUAGGCUUUCCUUACUUAUGGGUUAAUUCUGAAAAAUUUGUUUUUUCAUCUGAUGUACUAAAUAAAGGAUCUAAGUUAAUAGAAUUAUUUUAUAAAGUUUAACAUUUUAUUAGACUUUCAUAUUCUAAAACACUUAAAGAAAGUCCUGAUUUCUCNACAAAAUAUUAAUAAUUAUUGCUUACAAUAAACAAAUACUACUAAGAGAAUUGA